UGCUGGCUGCUGGUAGAGGGCAUCUACCUGCACAACCUGCUGGUGGUGGCUGUCUUCUCUGAGAGGAGCUACUUCACCCUCUACCUGUGCAUCGGCUGGGGGGAGGGGACGCCCGUGCUGUUCCUCAUCCCCUGGGUCAUUGUGAAGUUCCUCUACGAAAACAUCCAGUGCUGGUCCACCAACAACAACAUGGGCUUCUGGUGGAUCCUUCGCUUCCCUGUGUUCCUGGCCAUCCUGAUCAACUUCUUCAUCUUCAUCCGCAUCAUCCAGAUCCUCGUGUCCAAGCUCCGUGCGCACCAGAUGCGCUACACUGACUACAAGUUCAGGUUGGCCAAGUCCACGCUGACACUGAUCCCACUGCUGGGCAUCCACGAGGUGGUCUUCGCCUUCAUCACAGACGAGCACGCCCAGGGCACCCUGCGCUAUGUCAAGCUCUUCUUUGACCUCUUCUUGAGCUCCUUCCAGGGGAUGCUGGUGGCCAUUCUCUACUGCUUCGUAAACAAGGAGGUGCAGGCAGAGCUGCUGAAGCGGUGGCAGCGCUGGAAGCUGGGGAAAGACCUGGCCGAGGAGUACAAGCACACCUACAGCCACGCGCCCAGCGCCCGCAACGGCGCCGGCAGCAUCU
Messenger RNA from Acanthisitta chloris (rifleman), 625 nucleotides. RefSeq names its product glucagon receptor-like. Lineage: Eukaryota; Metazoa; Chordata; Aves; Passeriformes; Acanthisittidae. Gene Ontology annotation, molecular function: glucagon receptor activity; peptide hormone binding. The annotation marks the transcript as partial. The record is from RefSeq and is a predicted model, not a curated record. Gene Ontology annotation, biological process: cell surface receptor signaling pathway; adenylate cyclase-activating G protein-coupled receptor signaling pathway. The transcript has 7 exons. Gene Ontology annotation, cellular component: plasma membrane.